Messenger RNA from Aspergillus pseudoviridinutans, 1341 nucleotides. Its product is annotated as Nur1/Mug154 family protein. The transcript has 2 exons. Gene Ontology annotation, biological process: regulation of exit from mitosis; maintenance of rDNA. The record is from RefSeq and is a predicted model, not a curated record. NCBI's taxonomy places the organism in Eukaryota, Fungi, Ascomycota, Eurotiomycetes, Eurotiales, Aspergillaceae. The coding region runs from base 1 to 1341 and encodes 446 amino acids.
AUGCCCCGGCUUGUGCGCCGCCAACCGCUCGCGGAGCGCAUCAGAUCGUACUUGAAUCCACUGGACUUUCUGCUAUGGCUGUCAGAGGAGAUUGAUGUGAAUGCUUGGGAUCAGUUUGAGAAGGAGUGGGCGCUGCCUUUGGGUGUUGUUCUCAAUUUAGCCUUCCUCACUGCGAGGGCGAACAGCCGGUCGAGUGGCAGCAGGGCCAUUGAMGAUGUCUUCGGAGAUGAUGGCGGAGUGCCUUGGAUGAGCUGGUUUGCUUCCUUCAUCGUCCACCUACUCGCGUGCUUCAGUGCGUUGAACACUUUCUACACCUUCUAUCGGAAGCGACUCUAUCGUCUGUUUGAGGCUUCGAUAGAUCAACCACCGGCUACACCGUCGGCUCGCCGUGUCCGUGUCGAUUCAACACCUAUGACAGCUUCGCCAUUGCGGUACUUUGCAAACGUGAUUGCCGGAUCUGCUGAGUCCCGGGCGCAUCCCGAUGCGCAUCGGGAUGUCUGGGAACUUGCAGUCUGGGAUCCUCUGCCGAUUUGCCUUCGACUGUUCUGCCUCUUCAGCCCCGGACACGUCCUGGUAUACUGGGUAUUCCUACCUACGCAGCUGUCCGAUCCCCGGCCAAGCGUUACUAUCGUCACGACUAUCUUCAUUACAACUCUGCUGUCUGUGCAGAUGUCAUUCCUCUCUUCCUCGUUCACUCAGCAAGCCAAGGAUUCCAUGGUGGUUCACAAGGAGGUCCUCAAUGAAUACGACACCAAAUUUGUCCAUCCGCGGACCCAGCCCGUCAUGAGAGAUGUUGGCACUCAGUUCUCCGACCCCAGUACCUCUCAACCUGGUUCCGAUGCCAAGUACAACAAGGUGGACACGUUUACUCCUACCCGUGUGAUCCACCGAGGAUUCAAAACCAGUCCCAAUCCGAACUAUGUCAGUUUUGUCGACCCCGAGGGGGCGUCCGCCAGACGACAGACAUUCGCUACGCCAAAUACUUCUCACAACUAUACAUCGCUGCAAACACCCAGUCAUUUGCGAGAUGCCUCCCCGGUUGUACGAGGUCCCGUUGCCUCCAUACGCCAACCGCACUUCCGACCCACACCUAGUGCUACAGGCGACGGCGGCAGUUUGGGGGUCUUCUCGCACGCAAAUUCCCCCUUGAGGCGGUCUACGCCGGCCAAUAUCGACCGCCGGGUUCAGAAUUCCGAUUUCUUAUUCAAAGACCGAGGUACUCCUAUGAAGAGGCUAUCAAGUCCCUUAAAAAAGAGCAAUGUGCCCGGCAGUGCAACUCCGUUGACCUCGACACCGAGACGGACUCAGAAUGACCCUCGUCGUGAAACGGGCCGGUUCUGA